Molecule: messenger RNA, 2205 nt
Organism: Hydra vulgaris (swiftwater hydra)
Lineage: Eukaryota; Metazoa; Cnidaria; Hydrozoa; Anthoathecata; Hydridae
Source: RefSeq, a predicted model, not a curated record
UUAAACAAUUGAAAUCAUCUGAAGUUGUCACCUGAGUGAAUGGAAGCAAGUAGUGAAAUUUCUGCAGCAAUAUUAGCAUUGCUCAGCAUUGGAUUUGUCAUACUUUUUGGAUACAUGACAGUCUAUUGUUAUAUACAAUGGCAUAAAAGAAACAAAGUUGAAUCAGAUUUAGGUGAAAGUUGGCUAGAUGCUGAAAGAAAACCUUUAAUACCAGGUCGGUUCCAUGCACAGGGAGUUCAGCCUUAUGGUCCAGAUGAUGAUGUCGACUCAUUAAAUGGAGAAGAUUUUUAUCAGAACGAUGACAAGGAAUUAAAUCCUCUGGCUCGCAUAAUUUUUGUUAUGCGUUAUGACAAAAAAAGAGAAGAAUUGAUGGUACGGCUUGUUCAAAUUGAAGGUCUUCCUGUUAGUCAUCAAAUAUACUCACCCAAUUCUGCAUAUGUUGAUGUGCAAUUAAAAUACACAGGUUCUCAAAACUCUAAUGAAAAUCUCAAUGAAGUAACAAGACCCCCACGACUUGAUAUUUGCUUACAGCAGGUGUAUUACUUUAUCAUUUCUGAGCAGCAGAUGCUUACGCAUUCACUAGAGUUUCGGAUUAAUACCUUUGAUGAACAAUUUCGUAAGUUUGUGUCUGGUCUUGUAGAAUUUAAUUUGUCUUAUGAAAUGGGUGAGGAUAUACUUACUGGCACUGAGGUUGUAUUUGUGAAAGAUAUUCUGCAACCACUAAAGAUAAAAGAUAUGUCCACACACGAUGAAGAGACCAUAAGUCAUAAUGAUCAUCGUUCAAGUUAUAUUGAAGAAAACAAUACAAAUAGUGAUGCAAGCAUGUCUCAUUGUUCUUCUAACGAAUCUUUAAAAUGGGAACCAGAAUCUAGCAUGCUCUCUUUAGACAAUUUUUCUUUUUAUAAAAGCGAACAAAAUUUAUCAGUUCCACUUUCAGAUAGUAAGCGAUCCCAUAGUAUUGGAUAUUUACCAACUUAUGAAUGGAAUAUCCAAGAAGUUCCAAUUGAUAUAGAAAGUGAUACUACCCCAACAGAAUCAAAGAAGUUUGCACCACACUCUAAAAAGUUGAACACUGUAAUAAAAUUACCUCCAGAAAAAACUACUCCUCCUCCUGAAAAAUUUUAUCAUAUUGUCCCCGUCACACCAGGUCAUAGUUUGCCGUUUGAACAACAAGGUAUUGAAGAAAAAACAAAUAAGCAACUUACUUUUAAAAAAAAAAAUAAACUUACUCAGUUAGCUAGCUUUAGACGAUCUACUCCAAAAUCUAAACUAAGCAAAAGCAGUCAUAAAAAAUCAAACCCGUCUCUUCAACAGGUAAAAAAAAGCGAAGUUCCAAGCAAAAAAAAUUUAAAUGAUAAAGUUGGUAGUACUUCAGGGUCUUCUAAGAUUCAAUCAAAUAAACAAUAGUAGAGAUAUUACAGUAUGUGAUUUAAAGUUUCUACACUAUGUUCCUAUUUAUAUAAAUAUAUAUAUUAUUUGUAGUAAAUAUAAUAUGAUAGCAUUCAUCUGCUAGAACAUGUUAAAGUUGCUUAUUUCUAAAAGAUUAAGUACAUGCGCAAUUAUUAUAAAAAUGAAAGAAACAGCUUCAAUCAAAAAGUUUUCUGAAAUUCUACAAUAAUUUGUAUAAAGAUCGUUAGUCUAGCCUCUAGUGAAUUAAUCAUAAGUUAUCAUUAAUGUAAUUAUUAAUUAUAAAAUAGAGUUAUUAGUAGAAAGUUUUUUAAAAAGAAUCAUUAACUUACACCGAAAGUUUUUAAACGUGCGGUGUCGGUAAACAAUUUGCGAACAUCUAAAUUUUAUCUUGUUUAAAACCAUAAAAGGUUUUUUUUGAUUAAAGAAUCUAUGUUAUUUUUUGAUCAAAGAAUCUUUCUAAAAUUGAUCUGAAAUACUAUUGAAGUGGGUAUUUGCCUAAAAUAAUUUCUAUCAUAAAAGAUGUGGUAGGCGCAUUUUUUUAAUUUUGUUUAUAAAUAUUUAUUCGUAAUUUAUUUAUUUUUAUUGUUUUCUAAAGUCAUAAAUUUUAUUUUGAUGAUAUUUUUUUUACUGACUUUUUUUUUGUCACCGCAGGUUUCUUUCAAAGUAUUUGCUAAAACUAGUCUAAAACGUUCGAACAUUAUUUAUUACGCAACUGUGUAUUAUUAUUUGUUGUUAUACAUACGAAUAUUUUGUACAAUUUCACUGUGUUUUUUUUAGUACAGUAUUUUUAUUAUU